Messenger RNA from Cladophialophora psammophila CBS 110553, 1600 nucleotides. RefSeq lists its product as uncharacterized. The transcript has 6 exons. The record is from RefSeq and is a predicted model, not a curated record. Gene Ontology annotation, molecular function: zinc ion binding; DNA binding. The annotation marks the transcript as partial. Gene Ontology annotation, biological process: DNA-templated transcription. Lineage: Eukaryota; Fungi; Ascomycota; Eurotiomycetes; Chaetothyriales; Herpotrichiellaceae.
UUCAAGCAUUGCCUUUUUCUCCGAACACGCUAUCAGUGCUUUGUGCGAGAAACUCGGACAUGAGAAGCUAAAGCACUUGAUCAAUACGCUCGAAGCAGAUGGGCAAAGACGCCUUCAGGCUGCUAUUCAAUCAGACGAACCGGUUAACGACCUCCAAGAACCGUCUCUUGAACUACAGAUGCAAUACGUUAGAUCCUACUUUGAACAGAUAAGCCCCAUUUACCCAUUUUUGGAUCAGGAUCACUUUGAACAGAAGGCUUUCUCGCUUCAGGACAACUCCCUGGAUCCUCUCCACAAGCCCUGGUUAGCACUCUACUAUGCUAUCUUGAGUCUGGGAUGCCUCUAUCAUGAGGGUGGCUCGUUCAAUUCCGGAAAGGGACUGGCGUGGCGAUAUUUUCAAAUAUCAUUUAGUUAUUUUGCCGAUGUUUUGAUUUCGAAACCUUCCUUGUUGAAGGCUCAGGCAAUCUUUGCCCUCAACUAUUCGAGUCUGCAGCUGGAAACUUUGUGCGUCACAGAGGCUGCAAGGGCAGUCAUCACAUUAGGUCUUCACAAGAAAACUCUCGAUCUGGAAUCCGACAUUGAGGGUCGAAGGACCUUCUGGGUCGUGUACUGCAUAGAAAAAGAAUACGCCUUCAAUUCUACCUUGGCAUCGUUUAUAUCAGACGGCGACAUCGGUUGCCCCUUGCCCAGUGCUCAACAUUCCUUGCUGGAAGGAUUCGAUUGGCUACACUGCUGGGCGUGGUUCUCGCGCAUCCUCUCUCGGACCUAUGAUACACUAUUUUCCAUCACCGCGACAUUGAACACGGAAGACGACUACCUCUCAUACCUUGCUUGUAUAAAUCAUGACUUGAAUGCGUGGAGACAGUCAGUCCCAGAAAUAUUCCGUCCAGAAGUGCCAAUCCGCCAACAUCGAAUGAGACACCCUGUCAUGAAAGAGCUCGCUCUACGGAGUCAUCUGGCUUACUACAACCUGAGAAUCUGCCUUUCACGUCUAACGAUCCAUGUUACACACGACAAAGGCUCGCAACGCCGGUCCGAAGCAAAGCGGGAUCUCAUGCUGGCGGCUCGUUCCAUUGUUGAGCUAAUGCAGUUCUGCGCCCUGGAGCCAUACUCUCCAGUUUGGAAUAUCGGCUGUAUGCCACUUGUCGCCAUGUUCAUUCUGUUCGACUUUGUGGUCCAGAACCCCUCUCAUCACGAAACCCGGACGAACAUUUCGUAUCUCGACAUCGUGGCGGCGCAUUUCGCGAGACUCGAUCUGGCUUCCCAGGGAGCUAUUCGAGGUUUGACCGUGGCAGAAUUUGCUGCAGUCGCGAAGCAAUUUGUCAAUGAGCGCGUUGGAAAUCGCGAAGAGGAAAUCUACCCUCCCGCAGUCGGGUUGUCGACCAGAAUUCUCCCCCGACCGAGCCCCGGAGGGCAGGAGAUUGCAGGCGCCGAUGUGAAUGAAAACGCGAAUGAGCAGAAUUUCUCUUUCGACGAAAAUUUCUCUGGAUCUAUCGUGGAUGAUGCACUUGAAUUUCCUGAAGAGAGUAAUUCAUUGUAUAUGACCUUACAGCAUCCCGGAUUCGACAUGGCUGACAUUUUUGGCCAAACGUUUUUAUGA